GUGUGUGUGUGUGUGUGUGUGUGUGUGUGUGUGUGUGUGUGUGUGUGUCUGUGCGCGCGCCCCUGUGCGAGUGCUGGUGCCUCGGCGCCGCCUGCAUGCGGGGUGCUGUUUAUGUGCGUUUCUCGCCGAGCCCUCCCCGACUGCAAUACUCGCCUGCUUUGCCUCCUCCGCGUACCGACCAGGCAGCUGCACGGGUUGCCACAAUGCUGGGGCCCUGGAGAUUUCGGGCGAAAACUGUCGGUUAAUGGAUGAAUGGAUCUGAUCGAGCUGAGAAAGAAUAUGCUAGAUACAUGCAUUUGAGUAAGAUUUCUGCUGCCUUUAUGCAGUGAAGCCUUUUGCUUUGAGUAAUUCCGAUCCAGUUGACGUCUGGUCAGAAUUAGAGAGAGAUUCGCCGAGACUUCCAAUUUCUUGCUGCAUGACUGCCUUUGCUGCAAGUGCUAGAUUUGCAGCCUUGAACCUGAUGCCACAGGAGAUGUCUUGCAGUACUGAGACUUGCCGUUUUUUAGGAUGCGUUCCUCCAAACCAGAGUUGUGGCAUGAGGAUUGGAGCUCUGAGGUGGACGAUAGAAAAUGCAAGCCUGCUCCAGGAGCCCAGCAUUUAAGCCUGGAUGAUUUAUUAGUCUUCCCCUACCGACACACACAGUGCAUAUAUUUUCCCUAUUCAUGUUGCUUUUAGACUAGUAGAAGUAGAAGAAAACCACAAGGAGUCAAAAAGACUGCAAGAAGGAAUGGAAAUUGGAUUUGUUUCCGGCUAGAUAAAAUUCGGGUAUUAAAUCACUGAUGUAGGUCAAUGAUAGGGUUUUCCCCCAUCCCCUUUGGCUUUUAAUCAGCCUGGGUGUCUUCUUCCCUAAAGGAUGAAGAGCACUGACAGCCAUCGCUGCUUAUAAUCAGUAACUCUGAUGCUUGGAGUGUUGGCGAUGAGAUAUUUCCAUGAGACCUAUUUAGAUCUCUCCACUUCUACGAGGCUAGUUUUACAGAACGUUGGGAAUAAACGGUAUGUCAGAUAUGGCUGAGGCUGCGAAGAUGAUCCGCAUGUUUUACAUUUUUCACAAAUUUUGGGAAAUAAAAUGUACGCUUGCUGCUCUACAGUAACUUUGGAACAGGACCUCAACAAAAAAAUGCAUAUCUGGAUGCUGCAAACGAUCGCGUUUGCUUUAACAUCGCUAGUCCUUUCGUGGGCAGAAAGCAUCGAAUAUUAUGGGGAAAUCUGUGAUAAUGCGUGUCCUUGCGAGGAGAAGGACAGUAUCUUAACAGUGAGCUGUGAAAACAGAGGGAUCAUCAGCCUUUUUGAGAUCAGUCCACCGAGGUUCCCUGUCUAUCACCUCUUGUUGUCAGGGAACCUUCUGAACAGGCUGUACCCUAACCAGUUUGUCAAUUACACUGGGGCUUCGAUUUUGCACCUAGGGAGCAACGACAUACAAGACAUUGAAACGGGGGCUUUUCAUGGUCUGAGAGGUUUGAGGAGGCUGCACCUAAACAACAACAAGCUGGAACUUUUACGGGAUGACACUUUCCUCGGGCUAGAGAGUUUGGAGUAUCUACAAGUCGAUUAUAAUUAUAUUAGCGUCAUUGAACCCAAUGCCUUCAGCAAACUGCAUUUGCUGCAGGUGCUGAUUCUCAAUGAUAACCUCCUCUCCAGUUUGCCCAACAACCUUUUCCGUUUUGUGCCCUUAACUCACCUGGACUUGAGGGGUAACCGGCUGAAGCUGUUGCCCUAUGUGGGCCUUUUGCAGCACAUGGAUAAAGUGGUGGAGCUGCAGCUGGAGGAAAACCCCUGGAAUUGCUCAUGCGAGUUGAUUGCUCUGAAGGAUUGGCUGGACAGUAUCUCCUACUCUGCUCUGGUGGGAGAUGUGGUUUGUGAGACCCCUUUCCGCUUACAUGGUCGAGACUUAGAUGAGGUCUCCAAGCAGGAGCUCUGCCCCAGGAGACUCAUUUCGGAUUAUGAAAUGAGACCGCAGACACCGCUGAGCACCACAGGGUAUUUCCACACUACCCCGGCUUCGGUGAACUCCGUGGCCACUUCUUCUUCAGCUGUUUACAAAUCCCCCUUGAAGCCCCCUAAGGGGACUCGCCAACCCAACAAGACCAGGGUGCGCCCCACCUCCCGCCUGCCCUCAAAAGACCUGGGAUACAGCAACUAUGGCCCCAGCAUUGCCUACCAGACCAAAUCCCCGGUGCCUUUGGAGUGCCCCACUGCCUGCACUUGCAAUUUGCAGAUUUCUGACCUGGGCCUCAACGUCAACUGUCAGGAGAGGAAGAUUGAGAGCAUGUCUGAACUGCAGCCCAAACCCUAUAAUCCUAAGAAGAUGUAUCUGACAGAAAACUACAUUGCUCUGGUGCGCAGGGCAGAUUUUGUGGAUGCCACCGGGCUGGAUUUGCUGCAUCUGGGCAAUAAUCGUAUCUCAGUUAUUCAGGAUCGGGCUUUUGGGGAUUUAACUAAUUUGCGAAGACUGUACCUGAAUGGGAACCGGAUCGAGAAGCUGAGCCCAGAGCUGUUCUAUGGGCUGCAGAGCCUGCAGUACCUCUUCCUGCAGUACAAUGUCAUCCGGGAGAUAGAGGCGGGCACCUUUGAACCCGUCCCCAACCUCCAGCUCCUGUUUUUGAACAACAAUCUGCUGAGAUCUUUGCCCGGGAACAUUUUUUCUGGUCUGUCUCUCUACAGGCUGAGCCUGCGCAGCAACCACUUCUCCUACCUGCCGGUGAGCGGGGUGCUGGACCAGCUGAAGUCCCUGCUGCAGAUCGACCUGCACGAGAACCCCUGGGACUGCACCUGCGACGUGGUGGGCAUGAAGCUGUGGCUGGAGCAGCUCAACACCGGCGUGCUGGUGGACCAGGUCAUCUGCGAGUCCCCCAAGAAGUUUGCCCAGAGCGACAUGCGGGCGGUGCGGGCGGAGCUGCUGUGCCCUGACUACUCGGACAUCGUCGUCUCCACGCCCACGCCGUCCCCCGGCCCGCUGCCGGCCCGCACCACCCCCUCCUCCUCCACCGUGCACCUCAACGGCACGGCGGCGGCGGGCGGCGCGGCGCCCGCGGGCGGCGGCGGCGGCGGCGGGUCCUCCGUGCCGCUCUCGGUGCUGAUCCUCAGCCUGCUGCUGGUCUUCAUCAUGUCCGUCUUCGUGGCGGCGGGGCUCUUCGUGCUGGUGAUGAAGCGGCGCAAGAAGGGCCAGGGCGACCACGCCAGCGCCAACAACUCCGACGUGAGCUCCUUCAACAUGCAGUACAGCGUCUACAGCGGCGGCGGCCACCACCACCACCACCACCCGCACCACCAGCAGCACCAGCAGCACCGAGGCGGCGGCGGCGGCGGCGGCGGCGGCGGCGGCGGCGGCGGGGCGGUGCUGCCCAAAGUGAAAACCCCCGCCGGCCACGUGUACGAGUACAUCCCGCACCCCCUGGGCCACAUGUGCAAAAACCCUAUCUACCGCUCCCGGGAGGGCAACGCAGGCGAGGAUUACAAAGACCUCCACGAGCUCAAGGUCACCUACAGCAGCCACCACCCCCUGCAGCCCGCGGGGGGGCCGCCGCCGCCGCCGCCCGGCGGGGAGGAUGCGCCCCUGCGCAGCCCCGCGUACAGCGUCAGCACCAUCGAGCCCCGGGAGGAGCUGCUCUCCCCGAUGCAAGACGCUGAUCGCUUUUACAGGGGCAUUUUGGAGCCCGACAAACACUCCUCCUCCACGCUGGGCACCCCCGGCGCCACCCUCCCCGACUACCCCAAGCUCCCCGACGCUUACACCUACUCCCCCAACUAUGACCUUAGGCGUCCCCACCAGUAUUUGCACCCGGGGCCGGGGGACGGCAGGCUCCGGGAGACGGUGCUCUACAACCCCCCGAGUACUGUCUAUGUAGAGCCCAACAGGAACGAGUACCUGGAGCUAAAAGCAAAACUAAACGCAGAGCCGGACUACCUCGAAGUGCUGGAAAAACAGACCACAUUCAGCCAGUUCUGAGAAACACCCCUCUCCACUCUCCCCACAACUCCAGCAGCUCCUUCCCUAGAGUAUUUGUAUUUAACAACCACACGCAAAACAAAGAAACAUAAAUGCUGACCUCCGCUCC
Molecule: messenger RNA, 4055 nt
Organism: Dromaius novaehollandiae (emu)
Lineage: Eukaryota; Metazoa; Chordata; Aves; Casuariiformes; Dromaiidae
Gene: SLITRK5
Product: SLIT and NTRK like family member 5
Exons: 3
Coding region: 1067-3946 (959 amino acids)
Biological process (GO): axonogenesis; regulation of presynapse assembly; positive regulation of synapse assembly
Cellular component (GO): membrane
Molecular function (GO): protein binding
Source: RefSeq, a predicted model, not a curated record